Megalobrama amblycephala (Wuchang bream) is the source of this 1978-nucleotide messenger RNA. RefSeq names its product synaptogyrin 2a (gene syngr2a). Lineage: Eukaryota; Metazoa; Chordata; Actinopteri; Cypriniformes; Xenocyprididae. The transcript has 4 exons. The record is from RefSeq and is a predicted model, not a curated record. The coding region runs from base 133 to 798 and encodes 221 amino acids. Gene Ontology annotation, cellular component: neuromuscular junction; synaptic vesicle membrane.
CGUGUACUUCCUUGAAGGGCGGUGCACUACUUUCAGGAAACAAGUGUGAAAGUAAAUAGCAUAUUAUCAAAGCUGGACAAUUUGUCGAAUCUGUCACCAAUAAAGACAGGCUAGAGUCGCACAAAAGCGGUCAUGGAGUCGAGUGCUUACGGUGCAUCGCUGGCCGGUGGAGCCUUUGAUUUGGGGAGCUUUAUAAAACAACCUCAGACUAUCGUCCGGCUGUUCAGUUGGCUCUUCUCCAUAGUGGUGUUUGCUACCAUCCUUUCCGAAGGCUACAUCAAUGAGCCGAAUAUCCAGGACACUAAAUGCAUGUUCAAUCAGACUGAAAGUGCUUGCAACUAUGGAGUUGGUGUUGGGAUUUUAGCUUUCCUGGCCUGUGUUGUCUUUAUUGUGCUGGAUGCCUUAUUCCACCAGAUCAGCAAUGCCAGAGAGAGGAAAUACAUUGUCUUGGGUGAUCUUGUUUUCUCUGGUGUGUGGACGUUCCUGUGGUUUGUGUGUUUCUGCCUCCUAGCCAACAAGUGGUCUAAUACUACAGGCAAAGGUGUCCCAGCUGAUGCAGCUCGAGCUGUGGUGGCCUUUUCCUUCUUCUCCAUUGCCACCUGGGCAUUGCUUACUGUGUUCGCAUUUCGACGAUACCGCCAAGGGCUGGUCGAUGUUGGCCUAGGCUACAACGAUCCAGUCAGCGACCACACUUCCCCAUACCCCUCCGCCUAUUCUGGCCCUCCAGAGGGUUACCAGCAGUCCCCGUUCACCCCCAGUUCUUCAGGAGAGGGCGGGUAUCAGCCUCCAGCAUACUGAAGGCAUUUUAAACACGUCUGAAAGGCUCACCUGUGUGGACUGAUUCAUACGCUCCACUUCAUAUUUCUUUUUCCAUAUAAGAGUUUAAAUUGUGACCUGGGAUUGACACUUGGUGUGUAUUUUCAUGUUUGAAAAAGUUAUUUAUUUUUUAUUUUGUUUGGAUGCAAAUACUAAACGUAACUCUAAGUGCAAACAAUAGAGUUUUUCUCCCACAAAAUUACAUUCUGACAAACACCAGCUGCCAUUUUUACAUUGAUGAAACAGAUAGUUGCUCUAUUCCAUGUCCUAAAUACACAAUCACAUAAAGUGAGAAAGUCUUUACCAUAACUACAGAAUUAAUAUGCAUUGGUUUCUUUAAAGGUAGGUUUGUUUGUUUCCAUACCGUACCGUCUUUAGAGAAGAAAUCUAAACAACAGAAAGUGAACAGACUCUAUGUGCCAAAUACAUUACCACAAUGAAGUAAUUCCUUAAAAACACAGCAUUGCCAUAUAUCACAUUUGUUGAAAAGUAUGCACUUAAUCUACUGCCAAACGGCUUUAUUAACUGAGAAUGUUGAGGCUGAAAUAGAUAUCUGAUGAAUAGUUAGAUUGAUGUCGUGAGGCAGGAAACUACUGUAAACACGUGCUUUAAUUUUAUUUGUGACAGACAAUAGGCUUUGUGUGGAUAAGCCUUAUUUUUUGUAAACUUUAAGCACCUGAGUUUUGAAGUGUUAAACAAUCAUAAAGUGUAAUAUUGUUGAUGACUUCUAGCAGUUUACCUUUAAAAUGUGUUCUUUAUUACAGGCCAAAUUCACUGCAAGAUUUCUACCUCUUCCUAUUGAAAUUGUGCCUUAUUUUGAAAAUAAUAUCUAGGAAUUGAAAUUCAGUGACUGUUUUAGACCACUUUUCUUCAUUUUCUUCAUUUUCCUAAAAUUAACAAAGGAAAAAACUAGAAUAACAAAUAAUCAAUCGAAGUUGGCCACUAAAUUGAACUUUUUUUGAAUAUAGUUGUGUUUUGCUUAAGGUAGAGACAUUUCUUUUAUUUCCACAGUUCUGUUAUCGCACAUAAUUGUUUUGUCUUUCUGAUGAUUUACUUGGCAACUGAUAUUGCAACAGCAGUUAUUGCAACAUUAUCUUUCUUUUUUUUUUUCGUAAGGAAAUGCUGCGUAAUAAACAGUUGAUUCUUUCCAUGUUAACAAAUA